AUGAAAUUCACAUUCGCACAGAGACAGAUCAAGAUUUCUGUUCUCGAAGCAUUUCGGAGUUCUUUUCGUUUUGAAUUUACAAAUCUAUUUUCAGCAGCAAGCUACAUCACGGAGGAAAAACCUAAAUGCAAGAUAUAUAAACAAAAUGGCUACUUACAGCUAACGACCGGUCAAGUGAAGAAACAACCAGAGGCGACUGCUUCACGUGUAGUUAUCAUGCUGCUGCAUAUAAAUCUUUUCACAAAAUUUUGGAAGAUAGUAUCAUCAUUUUCUGUUUUGACACAUCAAUUUUCAAUGCUAUCCUGCCACAACUUCCGUUUAUGUCUUCAAAAGCUUACGUCAGUACUCAAUAUUCAUUCCGUUUUCGUAUUUACUUUUUCACGUAAUACACCUUUCUCUACUUCUGUGCCACCACCCUAUUUACUUUUUUUAUUACAACCCGUAUUUGUGUGUGCCUUAGGGUGUUGA
Amoebophrya sp. A120 is the source of this 468-nucleotide messenger RNA. The record is from the annotation of a GenBank genome assembly. Lineage: Eukaryota; Dinophyceae; Syndiniales; Amoebophryaceae.